Messenger RNA from Esox lucius (northern pike), 695 nucleotides. RefSeq lists its product as uncharacterized. The transcript has 4 exons. NCBI's taxonomy places the organism in Eukaryota, Metazoa, Chordata, Actinopteri, Esociformes, Esocidae. The coding region runs from base 42 to 695 and encodes 217 amino acids. The record is from RefSeq and is a predicted model, not a curated record.
CAGGUGCAGGCCCAAGGUGAGGGCAAGGUAGAGGUGUAAGAAUGCGUGGUGGUGGCAUUCCAAGGGCUGCAAGAACAGUAGUCAGUGAUGAAAUUCGUGCCACUAUCAUUGACCAUGUAAUCAACCACGGUCUCUCACUAAGAGAGGCUGGUGAAAGAGUCCAACCCAAUUUGAGUCGGUCAACGGUUGCCUCCAUUAUUCGCAUCUUUCAACAAACCAACAGAAUGCAACGUCUUCCACCCUCUGGGGGAAGAGGAAAGCUCCUCAAUAAUGAUCAAGAGCUUGCCAUUGUAGAAAUGGUUGUUGCAAAUAAUGCAAUUAAACUGCAUGAAAUCAAAACUAGAAUUGUGGAGGACCAUGAGAUAUUUGCCAAUAUAGAAAGCAUCAGCCUCACAACCAUUACGCGGACAUUGUCCAAACACCGAGUGCGGAUGAAGCAGCUCUACACUGUUCCCUUUGAAAGGAACAGUGAGAGAGUCAAGGAGCUACGACGACAAUAUGUCCAGAGAGUUAUGGAAUUGGAAGCCAACCAGGCCCCUCAUGAAUUCAUUUACAUCGAUGAGGCAGGAUUCAAUCUGUCCAAAAGACGUCGACAUGCCAGGUUGGACCUUAUUAUACUGAGCGCCUCCUUGCGUUUCUUAAUGAUCUCCACCAGCGCCUGGUACCAGAGCAGGGUCAGGAGGGUGAAAACAUGA